Molecule: messenger RNA, 1584 nt
Organism: Microthlaspi erraticum
Lineage: Eukaryota; Viridiplantae; Streptophyta; Magnoliopsida; Brassicales; Brassicaceae
Source: the annotation of a GenBank genome assembly
AUGAAAUUCGACGUUUUCCUAAGUUUUAGAGGAACAGACACAGGCAGAACAUUUGUCAGUCAUCUUUGUCAUAUAUUGGAUCGAAGGCGCUUAAUAACUUUCAAACAUGAAGAGGUUACACCAGGAAACCAACCAGCGUCCUCUGAAGUGCUUCAAGCGAUUGAAGAGUCUACAAUUGCAGUCGCGAUCAUAUCAGAGACCUACGCUUCUUCCGUCUGGUGUUUAGACGAACUCGAGAAGAUAAUUGAGUGCAAAGUGAAAGGGUCAUUGGCGGUGAUGCCAGUCUUUUACGAAGUAGACUAUCACGAUGUUGUAAGAAAAGCCGAAGAAUUAGCAAACGACCUAACUAGGGAGGGGUAUAAUAUGGAGAAGUUGAAUAGGUGGAGUGAUGCCCUCAAAAGUUUGACCCGCAUUCCGAGCCACAAUUCUAGUCAGUGGUUGGAAGACUCAAAAAUGAUCGAAAACAUUACUGAGAAUGUUUUUGGUCAUUGGUUCGCGGCUCAACCAUCAUUUGGCAACACGAUUGAUGGAAUCCCGAGCUUAACUACUGGGAUUGACGCGUUAAUUAGUACCACUGACCUUGUCAGUAUCACGAUUCAAGAUGCUAGAGAUAGUCUUGGGACGUUGGCUGGAAGAUACAUGUUGGGAGAAAAGCCUAUUAGGGUCGAGCCUAGGCCUGGGAGCUCCGUUUACGGAGAAGAAUAUAUUACUGGCAAUGAGUUGGCUCGGUUAGUCCCAUCCGUGUCCAGCGGUUUUAAAAUCUUUGGCAUGGACCGGCACAUGAAAGCAAUAUACACAUUGCUUGGUCUCGAACUGAAUGAUGACGGAGUUCGUGAAAUUGGCAUUUGGGGUGCGGCAGGAGUCGGCAAAACGACUUUAGCCAGGCUUGUUUAUGAAGAGAUCUCUCCAAAAUUUCAGGACCACUACUACUACUACCACAGGUCAUGGGCUGAUGCCAGCAGUAAUUGUCAACCUCGCAGUUCAAUAGGUUUGCUGGAGAAAAUAACAAGAGAUGUCGUCAUGGAAAAUGAUCUAGCUAUGAUCCAAAACGUCGUGAAGGCCAAGCUCGGACACCAAAAGGUUUUGCUUAUUGUUGAUGGUUUGGAUUACCAAAAUGACUUGCAAAACAUCACAAGGAUUGCUAGGUUGUUUGGUCGAGGGAGUAGACUGAUCGUAGUCCACAAGAAGGAGGAGUCAUUAACUAACUGUGGAGUUGGACACUUAUAUGAAGUUGAGUCUAUGAGAUCUGAUGAAGCUCUUCAGUUCUUUUCUCUGUUUGCCUUUAAACAGGAAUACGUCCCUAGAGACUUAUAUCGGCUUUCUGCUCGUGCUGUCUUUAUUGCGGGUCAUCUUCCACUGGCCAUGAAGGUAUUGGGCUCCUUCUUACAUGGGAAAGACGUCAACGAAUGGGAAUACGAGUUGUGUAAACUCGAGGCAUCACAAAACAACUGGAAUGUUGCAGUAGUGUCUAGAUACAUUGCUGGAGACUUCUAUCAAACACGGUCGUCGACCAAUCUAGAUGGAUGCAUUGGAGAAGAGGAUGAGGGAGACGAUUUUCCUUCGUAUUUAUUUGCUCUUUCAUAA